Molecule: messenger RNA, 5255 nt
Organism: Abrus precatorius (Indian licorice)
Lineage: Eukaryota; Viridiplantae; Streptophyta; Magnoliopsida; Fabales; Fabaceae
Exons: 9
Coding region: 172-4587 (1471 amino acids)
Cellular component (GO): cytoplasm
Molecular function (GO): protein binding
Source: RefSeq, a predicted model, not a curated record
GUGCGGGAAGAGUCCGAAUCAAGUACCCAAAGCCCUUGGAAUCAAACAGAAACUUGUUGAUCGAAAUUCUCAAACGGAACGUCGAGUAAUUUAACAGUACAUAUUCGUAUACGUUAGUAUUUAAUAAAAGAAACGCAGGGAACGAUGAAUUAAGUGGGAAUUUGAAUAUCAAUGAAGUGCAGAUCGGUGGCGUGCAUUUGGUCAGGCACGCCCUUCCCUCACAAUAUCACCGCCGUCGCCGCCUUCACCGGACCACCGACACCAACAUUUUACACCGCCGGAUCCGAUGGCUCCAUCAUCUGGUGGACCCUUUCCCCUUCCAAUUCCACCUCCACACCGCAUGUUAAUGCAGUGGGCGUGUUGUGUGGUCACGCAGCACCGGUCACCAAUCUCGCCCUUUGCUGUCCCGUCGCAGCAGAGCAAAACGGUAUUGGUUCAAGUGGAAGUAGAUGUAGUGCGUUGAUAAGUGCGUGUUGCGAUGGGUUUUUGUGUGUGUGGAGUAAAAAUAGUGGUCAUUGUCGGUGUAGGAGAAAAUUGCCACCCUGGGUAGGCACUCCUCGUAUAAUUAAAACUUUGAAUUCGACGCCGAGAUAUGUGUGUAUAGCUUGUUCUUUUGUGGAUUAUUCUGUGGAAGGAAAUGAAGGUUUAAUUGAUAGAGAAACACAGCUUAGGAAACCCUCUAAAUGCACUAUUCUUAUUGUUGACACAUAUUCACUUUCCAUUACACAAACUGUGUUUCAUGGAAAUCUAUCCAUUGGUCCUGUCAGGUUUAUGGCACUAGUGUUAGGUGAUGAUGAGAAGAGGAAUUCUGUGUUUGUGGCUGAUUUAGCUGGGAAGCAACAGAUGGUCUCGAUGUCGGAGGAUCCUCGUGAUUAUGGGGAGGGUUUGACGAGUUCACAUGGAGAUAAAGCUCCGUUGGAAAGUUCUAUUUGCUCUGAGGGAUUGAGUGGUGUGGAGCAAGUUAUUUCAGUUUUGACCUAUGGGAGCCUUGUUGCUUUUAUAUUGAAAGAUCGCUGCAUAUUUAGGUUAUUCUCUAGUGAUGGCAAUAUUGGAGAGGUUUCUUUUAUGGAUAAUUUUUUCAGUUUGGAUCGGCAUUCUACUCCAACACAUGCUAUUGGUGGCAUUUUUCUUGAGAGUGAUGAUGUGGGCAAUAUGGGCAGUACCCAUGAAAACUUGAUUCCGGUAUACUUUGUUGUGUGGAAUAAUAUAGGUUAUGCAAUUAUAUAUAAAAUAUCGUAUCAGAAUGAUGUUUUUCAUUGUGAACCUCAUUCUGAGAUUCCUGCUACUCAUUAUCAACCUGAUAUGAGAUUAUCUAUCUUUUUCCUACAAGUAAAUCAAUAUCUUGUGUGCAUCAAGUCAGUGUGCUUUCAUUAUGAGGAACCUUUGCUAUGGAGACCACUUGUCACGAUUUGGUCACCGUAUCAUUUUGAUGAUAGACCUGGUAAAUUGUACCGUCAAUGCAGAAUGAUUAGUGAUGGUGCAUCUUUCACCAACUGGUUUGAGAAGUCUGCUCAGCUCAAGGGACUGGAUGAUCUUGAGACUAUGUCCACUUUUGGUGUGAGUCCAAGUUCUGAUGAUGUAGACAAUGCACAUGUGGAUAGCUUAAGCAAUUAUUAUACUUACAAGGGGAAGGUAGUGUCUUCUUCCAUGAUUAUCUCUGAGAACCUCUUUACUCCUUAUGCUGUUGUGUAUGGGUUUUUAAGUGGAGAAAUAGAGGUUGUAAGAUUUGAUCUGUUUCAAGGCAUUUGCUUGGAUGGUGUAAGUUCCAACCCUGACGAAAAGUCAACUUCCUGUAAACAGUACUUCUUAGGACAUACAGGUGCUGUACUUUGUCUGGCAGCACAUCAAAUGAUGGGUAGUGCCAAAAGCUCGACUUUUAAACGGGUUUUGCUGUCUGGAAGUACAGAUUGCACAGUUCGUGUAUGGAAUCUUGACAGUGGCAGUCUUAUUAUGGUAAUGCAUCAUCAUGUGGCUGCAGUGCGUCAAAUUAUUCUUCCCCCUUCUUUGACUGCACAUCCUUGGAGUGAUUGUUUUCUUUCAGUUGGAGAAGAUGCAUGUGUUGCUCUUGUUUCUCUUGAGACUCUGCGAGUGGAAAGAAUGUUUCCUGGACACAUGAACUAUCCUUCAAAAGUUUUAUGGGAUGGAGCACGGGGUUAUAUUUCCUGUCUAUGUCAAACACAUUAUGGAACUUCUGAUGCUGCUGAUGUAUUAUACAUUUGGGAUGUAAAGACAGGUUCACGUGAGCGAGUCUUACGCGGACCAGCUUCACAUUCAAUGUUUGAUCAUUUUUGUAAAAGUAUCAGCAUGAAUUCCAUAUCUGGUACUUUGCUGAAUGGAAAUACAUCAGUCUCUUCAUUACUUCUUCCAAUAGUUGAUGAUGCAAGGUUCUCUAACUCUCCCAUAAGUCUGUCAGAGAACUUGCUUACUUCAUCAAGGUCUUCCCCAAAUAUUUCAAAUAUGACUGAGCUGAAUUCUUCCAAAACAAAUGCAGGUAAAGUAAGUUCAGCAAAGCCAAAUUCAUCCCCUCUGAUUGGUGUCUUGAGUAACAAGCUUCCUAUCAAAUGCUCUUGCCCAUUCCCUGGGAUUGUUACUCUGAGUUUUGAUCUUGCCUCAUUGAUGUUCUCUUAUCAAAAGAACGAGUCCAUGGAAAAUGGUGGUGGCAAACCAAUGAAUAGCAAUUUGAAGCAGCAGGGAGUCCAGGAGCAAAAUCCUGGCUACCAUAAUCCGGAAACUUUAGAGGGGCACGACUGGGUUAGCCUAUUUGAAGAAUACUUAGUUCGAUAUAGCUUAUCAUUUCUACAUUUGUGGAGUGUAGACAGAGAGCUUGAUAAUUUGCUGAUAAGUGACAUGAAGCUGAGGAGACCAGAAAAUUUUAUAGUAGCUUGUGGUCUGCAGGGGGAUAAAGGAUCCUUGACAUUGACAUUUCCUGGUCAGAGUGCUAUUUUUGAGCUCUGGAAGUCAUCAUCUGAGUUUUGUGCAAUGAGGUCAUUGACGAUGGUGUCCCUUGCCCAGCGUUUAAUUAGCUUGUCUCACUCUAGUUCUGCAGCAAGCAGUGCUUUAGCAGCAUUUUAUACUCGAAAUUUUAUGGAAAAUUUUCCAGAUGUGAGGCCACCUUCAUUACAGCUCUUGGUGGCUUUUUGGCAAGAUGAAAGUGAACAUGUACGAAUGGCUGCACGCUCUAUAUUUCAUUGUGCUGCCUCUCAUGCUGUUCCUCUACCUCUAUGCAAUUCAAAACCUACUAAGUCAACUAGUAUGAGCUCCAAAACUGGAAGUAGAGACAAACAUCUAGGAAAUAUGACAGUAGAAAGCAUAUCUCCCAAGGCAGAAAAACGAGGAAUUUCCCAUGAUGAGCAAUCCAAGAUUCUUGCUUGGCUAGAAUCAUUUGAAGUGCAAGAUUGGAUUUCUUGUGUUGGUGGAACAAGUCAGGAUGCAAUGACAUCUCACAUUAUUGUUGCCGCUGCACUGGCUAUCUGGUACCCCAGUCUUGUAAAGCCAUGUCUUGCCAUGUUAGUUGUUCAUCCAUUAAUGAAGUUGGCUAUGGCUAUGAAUGAGAAGUACAGCUCCACUGCUGCUGAGCUCCUUGCAGAGGGCAUGGAGAGUACAUGGAAAGAAUGCAUUGUCUCUGAGAUUCCUCGUCUGAUUGGGGAUGUCUUUUUCCAAGUAGAGUUGAGUGGUCCAUCUUCCAAAUCAGUGCCAGAAAUUUCAGAUGCCUCUUUUUCUAUUAAAAAGACUUUGGUGGAGGUUCUUCUUCCAACUUUAGCUAUGGCUGAUAUACCUGGCUUUUUGUCUGUGAUAGAAAGCCAAAUUUGGUCUACUGCAUCUGAUUCACCUGUCCACAUGGUGUCCUUGUUGACUCUUAUAAGGAUUAUGCAUGGUUCUCCCAAGAAUUUGGCUCAAUACCUUGACAAGGUGGUGAACUUCAUUUUACAGACUAUAGAUCCUAGCAACUCAGUCAUGCGGAAGGCAUGCUUUCAGAGUUCAAUGACAACUUUCAAGGAAGUUGUGCGUGUAUAUCCUAUGGUUGCUGUCAAUGAUUCGUGGACCAGACUAGCAGUUGGAGAUGUGAUUGGAGAAAUUAAGACUGCAAGCAUUAGGGUUUAUGAUAUGCAAAGUGUGACAAUGAUAAAGGUUUUGGAUGCAAGUGGGCCUCCUGGACUUCCAACUCUGCUCACAGCAGCGACAGCAGGAACAUUGACUACUGCAAUUUCAGCACUGAGCUUUUCACCCGAUGGAGAGGGGCUGGUUGCUUUUUCUGAACAUGGGUUACUGAUUAGAUGGUGGUCACUGGGAUCUUUCUGGUGGGAGAAACUAAGCAGGAACUUUAUUCCUGUCCAGUGCACCAAAUUAAUCUUUGUUCCUCCUUGGGAAGGAUUUUCACCUAAUUCAUCCAGGUCAAGCAUAAUGGCCAAUAUUUUGGAAACUGACAGGCAGUUGAACUUUCAGGAUAAUGCGAGGGAUUCAAAUCAUGCUGACAGUUUGAAACAACUGCUUCAUAAUCUGGACCUCUCCUAUCGACUAGAAUGGGUUGAUGGCCGGAAAGUACUACUUACAAGGCAUGGUCAUGAAUUAGGCACUUUUCAGUUAUAAGCAUAAAAUAAUGCUGAUUCUUUGAAAUUCUUGCUGGAAAUUUUCAACGAUUUCAGAAUUUUAGUCGAGGCUUUAUCAUGAAAGGAUCCCUCAGCAUGUAUAGCAGCUCCAACUAGCAAGAGAAGAUAUUUUCUCAGUUCAUAGUAGCGUACAAUUUGAGGUGGUGUUCAUUGUAGCUCUUAUAGUACAAUUCGACACUUUUUGUGAGGAUUUAUUGAGAUCAGCUUGAUGGCACCAGGAGCCAAUUGAAUGGUCUUGCUGCAACUUGGGAUAGAUUUGGCAAUCUUUUGGGUAAAAUAUUGAGAAAAGGAAAUAGAGAGCCUUACACCAUAGAAACUGUUAACUUAUUUACAGUUAGGGACCAAAUAAUCACAAAAUUAUUCAAAAUGACUAUUUGGUCACUAGCUUUGAGUAAGUUAUGUAGUUGCUGAAGUCCCGGAAGACUUAUGGGGAAAAAUUAGUCUUCAUAGUUUAGUCAGUACUGAAGCUUGUGCAGUCUUUUUAUAUAUAUAGCAAGAGAAAAUUACUUUGAUCUCUCCCGAAUUUUACAGAAAUCAUAUCCUCCCCCCCCCCCAAAAAAAAAAUAAAAUUGUACAGGACUCCGGCUUCUCAUGUAGUUAAUUUGAGUAUUGUCUUUUUGUUCUGAUUAUUACACAUUGAGAUCAUGC